AUGAGACGGUUCACUCUCUCCCUGCUGGCCAUUCAGAGCUGGGUGCUCACCACCCUAGCAGUCCGGAAUCCCAUUAUCUCUGGAUGGAACCCUGAUCCUUCGAUUCUCCGCGUCGGGGACGAGUACUUCCUCGCAACCUCGUCAUUCGAGUACUGGCCGAGCACGCCGAUCUACAAGUCGAAAGACCUGGCAAACUGGGAGCUCUUCUCUCAUGCAUUCACCAAACCGGAGCAACUUCAGCUUUAUGGGACUCCAACGGGCGCAGGUUACCGUCUAAUAUGGUAUAUAUCGGUAGGUGCCUGGGCUCCCACGCUCUCCUACAUCAAUGGAAAAUACUACCUCGCUGCAAUGACGCGAUGGACAUACGACCCGGUGGCCCGAGUUUGGCCGCGAGUGAUGUGGGUGUCGUCGCGCGACCUCAAGACCUGGUCGGAUCCCAUCUGGGGUGACCCAUGGGGCAUUGAUCCCGCACUAUUCCAGGAUCCCGUAUCGCAAAAAGUGUACUUGAACCUGAUGGCCCCCAACAACAACAAGGACCGCAUCUGGGGAAUUUACCAGUGUGAGGUGGACGUCGACAGUGGCCGUUGUGGCACGGACGACCUUCACCGUGCCAGUAUCGCACGCUCCUUGGCUCCAAACGGACCUUGGGAGCCUGCGCCACAUAAUCCGAUCCUUUUUAAUGGAGCGUACGGGUACGAUAACCUCACAGUGCAAUCCACUGGCCAUGCGACCAUCUUCGAGGCGGCCAAUGGCGACAGUUACGCUGUCUACCUCGCUCGACGUAAGAUUAAUGGUUCGUCGCCUCUGGGCCGAGAGACCUUCAUGUCACCAGUCAACUGGAAGGAUGGAUGGCCGAUGAUCAAUGGCGGUAAUCCAGUCCUGCUCAGUGAAUCCUUCGGUCCUGCGCCCGAUCAGAAACUACCACCGCCAAGGUUCAUCGACAGAUUUAACCAAAAAACGCUUGAUCCCUCAUGGUACACAUUGCGGACCCCGUACGCGCCCAUCUACGAUCUGAAGAAGGGCAAGGGUGGGGAGAAAUCUCAUGGGAUUGUCUUCCAGCCGAACGUUUUCGGCCUGAGCGAUCGGGACACCCCAGCAGCCAUUCUGCGGAAGCAAAAGUCGCUGAAUAUGACCUUUAGCGCGCAGUUGCUUCCCACAAUGUCCGGGCUAGGCUACGGUGAGACUGUCGGGAUCAGUGCCUAUUUGAGUGAGCUCCAACAUCAGGACAUUGGAGUGUCGGGCUGUGUGAAUAGCACCGGCAUGUGUAUUUUCACUCAGUUGAUGAAGAACGGGACCACGGAGUAUAAUCAGGUCAAGCUGAACGCGUCCUCUAUCCCGUCCGACUUGACCCUGCAUAUCCGCGUGGAGCCCCUCUCCUACACAUUUGGAUACAGCCUCGGGCCAGAUGAAAGUAUCACCUGGCUGGCAUCACUGUCAUCGUCUUGGCUAGCAUUCGCUCCGACGGGUUGGUUUGUGUUCGAAGGAGCGAGUUUUGCUUUGUUUGCGACCGGCACGGGACAGCCAUGGCCGCCACAUGCGCCAGAGGUAGGGUUUUCACAGGUCACAGAGUCAUACUAUGACGAGGAUAUUCCUGACUAUGAUCGGUGGUCUGUAUAAAGCUCAA
Molecule: messenger RNA, 1624 nt
Organism: Aspergillus novofumigatus IBT 16806
Lineage: Eukaryota; Fungi; Ascomycota; Eurotiomycetes; Eurotiales; Aspergillaceae
Product: beta-xylosidase
Exons: 4
Coding region: 1-1617 (538 amino acids)
Biological process (GO): carbohydrate metabolic process
Molecular function (GO): hydrolase activity, hydrolyzing O-glycosyl compounds
Source: RefSeq, a predicted model, not a curated record